UAAUGCAAUUAAAAUCGGCUUUUCCCUCUCUUCCCUCAUGGCUUCUCUUCAAUAUUCUUCAGCUUCUUGGGUGGCCCAAUACAGAGAAUUCAGGCCAUUAACCAUUGUUCAACUAGGCAAUAAUGGCAGGCAUUCCAUCAACUUAGUCACAAAGCACACCAACUUUAUACUCAAAUUCUCACAAAUAUCAUACGACAUUAAGUACAACAGCAAAGGAAAUGAAUGGAGGGUGUGUUGCAGUGAUGAUGGUUCAUGUGGGAUUGCUCCCCAAUGGUCCACCCCUCGGUUUUAGACUUGGUCCAAGAAUUCUAUACUGCCAUCAAUGUCAAAAACACACACAAACUGGAUCAACUUCUUUGAAAUGAUUGUAUAUUCCAAGACCUCAUAUUUUACAUUCCCUUUGCUGGAAAAGAGAGUAUCAUGAACUUUCAGCAAAAUCUAAUGGAAGCAAUGGGACAAAAUGUUCAUUUCGUGAUUGAUAGUUGGAUGGAAGAGUGGAAAGGCAAAGAGACACCACAUACGACAGGCUGCAAUUUCUUUGAAUGUCAACAGAUUGAUGGAAAGCUUAUUAUCAGCAAAAUCACAGGAGUGGAGGAGUUUCCAGUGAAACCCGGAGAUUGGGUGCUGAAACUAUUGAAAGCAACCAUUGUUGUUUUUGACAAGUUACCCUUUCCGGCUGAACAGUUGCUUACAAGGUCGGAGGGAACACAUGAGCGAAUAAUCAAGCUUCUAGAAAUGUCGGUAGCUUAUAACAACAACUGAUUAUGAAUUGAGUUUUAAUUCAAUUAGUAUCCGUAUUAUUAUUAGUGCAAGAAAAUAUAAAUUUGAAUAUAAGUUUAUUCUCUUAUUUAAAA
This is a messenger RNA of Gossypium arboreum, 854 nucleotides long. RefSeq lists its product as uncharacterized. The record is from RefSeq and is a predicted model, not a curated record. NCBI's taxonomy places the organism in Eukaryota, Viridiplantae, Streptophyta, Magnoliopsida, Malvales, Malvaceae. The coding region runs from base 421 to 762 and encodes 113 amino acids. The transcript has 6 exons.